Molecule: messenger RNA, 711 nt
Organism: Ceutorhynchus assimilis (cabbage seed weevil)
Lineage: Eukaryota; Metazoa; Arthropoda; Insecta; Coleoptera; Curculionidae
Source: the annotation of a GenBank genome assembly
AUGGAUAAUUUCAAGAAAGAUUUAAUACUGACCAUAAAUGAAAAUAUAAACAAAAUCAAGGAUUCUAUAUUGCAGACCAUUAAUGCCAGUAUUGACGGAAAGUUUCUUGGCCCACAGCCGAAGGAAAUAAUACCUAAGCCUAGCUACGCGGAAAUGUUGUGUCCUAAGCAGUCCAGAAUUGUCAUCAGACCUAAAGAUAGCAGCCAAGAUAACACCCGAACAAAAAAUGAUAUUCUCAACCAUAUUAGACCUGCGGAUGAAAAUAUCCAGCUAAGCAGGGUUAAGCAUAUAUCGGACGGGGGUAUUCUUCUGACAGCAGACUCUAGUAGCGUAAGAAGAGUUAAAGACAUUGCCAAUGAGAAGCUCGCAGAAGGUUAUGAAAUUCGAGAACUUAAGUCAGCACUACCAGUUGUUACCAUCAUCGGACUGACAGAAGAUUACUCAAACGAAGCUCUUGAACACCAUAUCAGAUCUCAAAAUAAAAAUAUUUUUAACAACUUAUCUGAGCUAAGUGUACUUAAAGUUUGGUCCACAAAAAAUAAUGCUGAUAUUUUUCAGGCCAAUCUGCAGAUUGAUACGGUGACUUUUAAUAGUCUAAAACAGCAUAACCGAAAUGUAGUUGGCCUUGACAACUGCAAUAUAUACGAUUCUACCUCGAUUACCCGCUGCUUUAAAUGUAAUAACUUUGGUCACUCUCUAAAAUACUGUUAA